This is a messenger RNA of Salvelinus fontinalis (brook trout), 11880 nucleotides long. Its product is annotated as zinc finger protein 638-like. The transcript has 20 exons. The record is from RefSeq and is a predicted model, not a curated record. The coding region runs from base 3854 to 11191 and encodes 2445 amino acids. NCBI's taxonomy places the organism in Eukaryota, Metazoa, Chordata, Actinopteri, Salmoniformes, Salmonidae.
CGCAAAUCCGUUGCCAGUCAAGCGUCCGUGGAGCCGCCUGAAGAGAAAGAGAAGUACGAGAUAUCUCCAUAGAAAAUAACCGAAAAUAACAGAAGGUAUGUAACAAAAACCUAUUUCACAAGACAGAAGAGAUCAGUUAUUGUUCAUAUGUGUGUUUUAAAACGGACAAUACCGUUGGCUGGAAGUAGAAACUCGGGUUUGUGUCCUCUGUCGCAUGCGACGCUUAUUAAUGCAACACGGUACAGGAAAUACAAAAUGGUGGGCUGAUGUUUUUCGGAAAGUCGAAGACGCAAAAGGCAGCUGUGAUCUAUGAUCUAUCACAGCUUAGGGUGACCACAUUUAAAAUGUCCCCAAAUGCGGGACAUCCGUAGGACAGUGUAGCCAAGACACAGAUAUAUAUGUUUUGUGUGCAGCACAGCUCCCCUCAAAAUACAGCCCCUGCUCAUUGUUUACUCAGAGAAAGAGGUGAAGAUGUUUCUCCACAGAUAGAAGAAUAAGACAGAUAUUUCACCGGAUGUAAUGUGAAGUUGUAUAAAUGUGAAGCAUCUGCUUGGCGUUGUUCACUCUCUUACCAAAUAUGGUAGUGAGAAGAAGCAGUGACCCGGCAGUGGAAAAAGAUGGAAGGAGAUGGAUUUUAGCCGAUAUUCUGCAGAUGUUGUCAUCGAUGAAACAUUUCAUCUCGACACAGUUUUCUGUUCCGAACAGACUAAGUUUUGUAUACGUUUUUUUUUUAAACCUUUUAUCAAAGGUUUAAAUGUUUUAUUGUUUUGAGUGUUAAGGUGAAUUGAGUUAUUGCACCUCAGUGUAGGCGUUCCCUAACGGAAAUAUGCAAAUAUACUAGAAUGCGCCAAUAGGAUCUCUAGCUUGUUCCGCCCACAAUGACUAAUUUGUUGCCAUUUGAAACGUCAGGCUUUGGGUGAUCAGGUUAUGCUAUUGCAUUUGGAUCUGUUAUGUUGAAAUGUUACACAUUUAUCAUGAUGUGAUCUUCCAAGACAUUAAUUCAGAUCAAGCUUCAUGGGACUCCCAAUCACAACAAGGUUGUGAUACAGCCCAGGAUCGAACCAGGGUCUAUAGUGACGCCGCUGUGCCUCUCGGGAUCCCAGUAAUCACCCUUAUCACAGCCUAGCCAAAAACCAAUCUUCUGGUUUUCUGGGGAAUCUGUAGGAUUUUAAUAUGCAUUACAAAACUUCCCUUUGGAUGGGGGGGCUAGCUGUAGUGUGUAUCUGAUUGUUUGUCUAGCAAUGCUAGCUAGCUAAUAUUUUGCAGCCUGUAAAAAGCGUGGCACUGCUAGCACUAGCUACUACAUUUCUGUUAGCUAGCUAAUAGUUUACAAAUGGCAGUUUUCUGAUUAUUUAUGCAUUUGGAUUGACAUCUGCUCUGAUUUGUGAGUUGUAACACUAGCUAGUCAGCCACCUGGCUCGGUGACUAGCUUCUUGCUUCUUGUGGAAGUGCACAUGACCAAUGAACGAGCAGAUGCCGUUUAGGUCAAAUGAGGACACUGCUCAGGCUAGCCUGGAAACCCCCCCGACGUUGAUUUGCAUUGAAUUCAACAUCGGGCGUAACUGAGCGUUUUGUAUCAGGAAAGUUACCUCACACGACCUCUACAAGCAAUAAUUCUGAAUAAAAUGUUUUAACUUACUUUACCGGUUGUCUGUGCGGUUGGUCCUUUUUGCAGGUAGGAAUGAGACCGUGUACCCACGGGAAAUCCAUAAUUGCAUCAACCUUUUCAAGGUGAAUAUGAUAGGUGAUAGAAAUAUGAAUCCACUAAACAGCGCUUUGAAAAGGUUGAUGCAAUUAUGGAUUUCCUGUAUCAUCGUCUUGAAAACUUGACAUUCCUACCUGCGGAAUAAAUAAAUAAAAGUGGAUCAACCGGUGAAGCAAGUUUCAACAUUCUAGAAGUCGCAUGAGGAAACUUUCCCGAUCUAAAUGCUAAUUUGUGCCCGACGUAGAGAAUUUAAAUGAAAUUUAACGUGAGGUUUUCGGGUCUUUACUCGGACACAGCAUCAUCUGUCGGCGAGGACGACCAAGUCCAACCUCGGUUUUUCCCCCCCUAAGAACCACAUGGCGUUAUCAAAUGAUACACGUUUUUUUUGUUGCUGUUUUCUAUUUAGUAGACAAUUCAAUGUUAGUCCCCGUCCCCAUGGUAACCUCUCAAACAAUCCAUUCCGACCAGGUGUUUGAAAUGUGUGCUCUCACCCAGCUAUUAAAAGGCGGCUAUUUAAGAGACUGCAUUUCAUUGGAAGUUUGACGGAAUGUAUUUUCCGCCAUUUUAAUACGUUGCUGUUAUAGAAGAUGUUGGUUUCAUUGCUUAAUAAUGAUAAUAAUAAAAAUGUUUGCUGUUGAAAUAUGUAGGUUUUCCAUCAGGUCUUAUAGGCCUUGUUCCUCUCAUGAUCACUGCAACGUAAUAGAAUAAUGUAUUGACAUUAUUGUGUAACUACAAAAAAAAUAUCUUAGUUGUACCUUUUUUUUACAUUGUUAUGCAAGUAUUGGACUUGUUUUUUGUAUCGUCAAAUGCAGUAGUUUGGGGUCCUGCCACGUGGUCAGCUCUUAACAUCAGUUGAUCUCUGUGUGUUUUUUAAUCACACGUGAAAACUCUACAGCCUUCCUAUGAGUAUAGAAGAUCCUGAUGCAAAGAUACAUGAUUUAUAUAUACUAAGCCCAACCAGGGUAGUAAACUGCUUAAAAUUCAGGCUCGGGUACGUAUUCUCCUUGCACCUAUUUUACCCACUAUCUUUCUCUGGUGGUGAUGGGUUCCCUUUUCUCAAAACUGUUUUUCUAUGAAGCAGGUUUUGAAGUUCAGCUUUCAUGUCUCAGAGCUUUGCACCGUGACUUUAACGAGUUUGAUCAAAUAAAUACGUUGUUUAAGAAUAUAAUCUCGUCAAUAUUGUGGGGAAGUGUAUUAUUGUGGUUUAGAGACAUGGAUUGGUUUAGUUGACUCUCAGGUGCAGUGUUCUGUUUGGUUAUAACACCUUUCAGACCGUUGUCUUGGGGAGCUCCGUGACAACUAACCCUGACACCGUUUAUUGAUUUAUGCAUCCACAUAACCUUUCAAAUUUUGUUUCCAUCUUCAUUCGAUUAUCAAUAGCUUACACUUAACCCUACUAAAUCUGAUCUUUAGCUCUUUAGCUAAACUAGUAAGGCCCGUUUCAUUACUGAAUAAACUAUUUGCCUUAGCGGUCUAUUAUCUUAAAAGUAUGACUGUAAACCUUUUUGUUAAAAAAAAGCUUCUUGCAAAUUUCACUAAAGCAGUGCAUGGAGUUUGUAAAAUAAGGUUGUAUGUUUUCACGAUGACUACUUCUCCCCCUCCUGCCUGUUCCCUGUUUGCUUGCUGUUUUUCUGUCCUCCAGUGAAGAUGCAGGAACCAUCUUCUUCUGCUCUGACCCAACCAACAGAACCCUGAUGAUGUUCUAGAAGCUGUUCUAGAACAGUUUGACACAGAACUGAUUUGAAAAGUGUUUCAGUGUGAAAUAGACUGGAAACUGACCAAACCGAUCAAUUGCAGAAAUCCAGUCUGCUUUCCAGUUUGAUUACUACUGUCCAUAGCCCUGUCCCAGGGCGAGCCAGAGAGAAGACCAGCCAGUAACCCUCCUGUGUGUUUCUCCUCUCCAACUCUUUCAGCUUUGCGUUGCUAUUGGAUCGUUGCGCUGCUCUCCUUUCCGGCCCGCUGAAUCCGAUUGGAGGGCUGGGAGUUGGGAUCCCGCCCCCGCAGCGCCUCCCUGCAGUUGGACCAGCUCGUUACCGCUGCAACCGCCACUUCUGCCGCCAACCCCCGCCACUACCCGCCACUCACCCCCAUCCACCUCCUCUCGCCCCCCUCAUCAACCUUCUCAAAGCAGCAGCUACCGUCAAUAACAUGUCCCGUCCCCUAUAUAACCCCUUGGGGGAUCAGUACUCUUCACAGGCCAAGAGAACUGCCGCCCAGAUGGGGCAAUACGGACUCACACAAUCCCAGGCCGGAAGGGACCCUCUGGGGGGCUCCCGUCUUGGUCUGGGGUCUGGUGGUGGUGGUGGUGGUUCUUCCGGCCAGGGAGGCAUGAUGUCCUCGAUGGUGUCCCAGCAGAUGGGGUAUGACCCGGGGCAGAGAUCGACCGGGAUGACCCCGGAGUUGGAGAGCUCCAUAGACCACCACAUCCGCGGGGCCAGAGAGGAGGUGAGGCUGCUCAGCCAGUUGAUGCAGCAGAAUAAGAACCCGCAGGUCUCCCUGGACGCCCAAGACCUUCGCCUAAGUCACGACCCCAUGGACGAGCUCUCGUCUGGGGGAGGGCUGGGCGGUUACACCCCUGGCCGGACCUCCAGAGACCAGCAAGGUUCCAUGGACUCCUGGGAUGGCUACCUGACCCAGUCUGCUUCAUCCAAACUCUUCUCCUCCGCCCGUCCUCAGUACCAAAGCCAAACCUCUGGGUUUGGAGGUGCGGGAGUGCUGGGGUCCACCUCAAGGGGUUCCGAGACUCCCAUGAGCGCAUCGGCCGCAGCCUCUCGUCCAGCCCGGUACACAUCCGAGUCCGCCAGCAGCAUCCUGGCGGGUUUCGGCUUGUCCAACGAAGACCUGGAGCUCCUCAGCCACUACCCAGACGAUCAACUGACACCAGACAACCUGCCCUUCAUCCUCAGAGACAUCCGCAUCCGUAAGGCCAAUAGAACUAUGGAUGGGGACCGUCGACUCAAGGUAGACGGUGGACCUGGCCCAGGGUCCGACCGCGAUGGUGGACGACUGAGCAAAGUGAUCGAUUACGAACAUUCUAGUGCUACUAACUACGACAGUUAUGACGACGGCGAUAACAGCCAACCCGAUAAUUACGGCGCUCGCAAUCCGCUCACGAAGGAGACGUCAAAUUAUGACAUGGUCAGAGACUCGCUGAGCGGGUACGCCGGCCAUUCCAUGACCUCCGACCUUUCCAAGCAGCGUACCCAACAGCAGCACAUCCACAGCCCUGCGGUCCAGAGCUCCAUGAAAGUCACAGACUCUCGCAUCGGCCUUCCUCUGCCUUCCAGCCAACCCCAGCAGACCCUCAAAACCCACGGCUCAUCUCAAGCAACAUCCAAGCCCAUGAACAUCCCUGUCCGCAGCGGAGACCAAGGACUCAACCGACUCCUGGCGUCCCAGAAUCAAGGCAACGCUCGGGGCCACGCUCAGCCCCGGUCCGGCCUGGUGGUUCUUGGUGGUGGAGGUGGUGCUGGGGUCGGAAUUCCAGGACUCCGGGUUGGAGGUGUCCCGAUCGGGGUUCCUCCUCCCACGACACCCCCCAUGUGGCCUUCCUUAUUCCCCAUCAUGAACCCGUCGAUUCCACCUCCUGGUCAUGUUCCGGUGACAGUUCCUCCGCCCCGGAUUGGUCCGAUGCCUUCCUUGCUCCAGCAGAGGAACCUACCUCCCCCGAUGAUGAUGAUGAUGCCGAAGAGGUUACCGACCCCGACCAUGAUGAGUGAUUACUCCGCUGCUUCUCCCAGAAUCUUUCCUCAUACCUGUUCUCUCUGUAACAUAGAAUGUUCCCAGUUAAAGGACUGGAUCGAGCAUCAAAACACCGGCCUCCACGUUGAGAACUGCCGUCUACUCAGGAAAUCGUAUCCCGACUGGAAAGGGGAAACUGUCGAUAUAUCAAGCCCUUCUAGUAGAAAUGACAGCAGCCGGUUGUCCUCCAAGCGCCGCCAGACAACACUCUCCACCUCCCGUUCUCCGUCCUGGUCUCGCUCUCCUUCUCCCCGCCGCUCUUCCUACCACACCCCUUCCUCCUCUACUCGCCGAACUCGAUCCAGGGAAAGAUCCCGCGAACGAUUCCGCGAACGUCGACACAACACCGCCACACGGCGUUCCCGCUCCCGGUCUCCGUGCUCACUUCGGGGCAGGGAGAGAGAACGUGACCCUCCGGCCUCUUCAUCCCGGAGGUCGCGCUCUAGGAGCCAUGAGCGGGAGAGAACGAGGAGGAGCAGCCUGCCGAGGUCUAACAGUGCUGAGAGACUGGCCAAGAAACUACUGGAGUCAUCUGCUGGCCUCUCCCUGACUGAGAACACCAGUCUAGAAGUUAUGAUGCAGUCCCUCGCCCCCGCGCUCCUGGCAGAGCUCGCCAAGAAGAAGGGAGCCUCCGGCUCCUCUUCCUCCUCCAAGGGAGGUGCCUCUCGGAAAACUGAAACGGGAAUGUCCAAGUCGGGAAGCAAGCUAGGAUCUGGAAGGUCGUCGACCAGGAAAUCCUCCUCUCCCUCCAAAUUGUCCAGCUCCACUUCUUCCAAGGCGUCAGUAUUGUUUGAGAAAGAGGAUGAUGCCAGAAAGCUGGCUAGCUGUAAGACCCUGACCAUCAGAGGCCAGGUCGUUACCAUACAGACGGAGAAAGAGAGACUGUUGGAGGACUCAAAGGGACUGAACCAGAAGUCUACUGCUGAAAAGAAAGCGACAGCAGCCAAGUACCAGACCAGCACCACCAAGUCAACUAAAACAUCCACCAAGUCUUCAACGACUGCAACUAAACCGCAAACUGCCGGUAGCAAGAACGGAUCUACUACCAAGUCCAAGGGGAAACGUCCCCUCGGUCCUCAGCAGCCUGACAUUGCGAAUGAUAGGUUUGUGAAGAUUGACGGUUUACCAGAAGCUGGGUAUACAGAGGAAGAUGUUCUGGCUCUGGUGAAGCCUUACGGAUAUAAACCUGGACUCGACAACUGUUUUAUUCUGCCUAGCCAGAGAUGGGCCAUAGUCCGUAUGGAGAGAGUACAGAAGAGCUUUGCCAUGUUGACAAACUACACAAUGUCUCCUCCUAAACUACUAGGCUGUCCCCUCACCUUCACGUUGACCCGCCCUGAUACAAACCUUCACCAGGAGGGUGUGUUCACGACUCUGAAUGGCCUCAGCCCUACGAACCCAACGUUGAAGGAACGUCUUCUGAUUGUCAGUAACGUCCCCACAGGGACCGCAGCAGCCAAGGAGGUUCACGACCUCGUCAAACGCGCCGGCUCCUACCUCGACUCGCUGUCUCUGAUCGACAGGAUCUAUUUUGAGAUGGAAUCUUCGUCGGUGGCGAAGGCAGUGUGUCUUCAUUUCCAGAAGUCCCCCAGUGUAGUUCAGAACAAACCUCUGAAGGUCGACAUGCUGGCCAAGGUUCAACAGCCCCCAGCCCAGAAGACAUCUGUUGUCAGCACCAAAGCCAAGAAGAAACCGAUCAAAGGCAAGAAGCCUGUAGCUAAAGGUGUGGCAGCACCAGUUAAACCUGUUACGUCCACAACCACUACUACCAGCACCAAUGCUACGGUCUCAUCCUCUCAGCCUGUUGCUACCACAACCACUACUACCAGCACCAAUGCUACGGUCUCAUCCUCUCAGCCUGUUGCUGUGGCUACCAAGCAACCGGGUGACGACGUCAUCGUCGCGGAGGCCAAGCAACCAGGAAGUGACGUCGCGGUGAUGAAUUCCGACGGAAAGGCAACGGUGGCGGAGUCUGGAGGAAAAGGGGCUGGGAUUUCCUCGACAAAAGAUGGGAAGAAGAAGAACGGCGGGAUGGAAACUGAGGAGGAGGCAAAAGAAAAUAAGGAAGACACUGCGACCGUCGACAUCGUCGUUCCCGCCUCGUUACCUACGGUUGCCGUGUCCGCUCCCGAGGAAGAUGUCGCCAUGGAAACCCAGAGCACCGACGGCGUCGCCUCGACCAAUGAGAUUGCAGCAGAACCCGAACAGGUCCCACAACAGUGCAGUGAUGUCAUUGCGUUGGUUAGUGAAACCGUGACGACUGUGGCCACAACAGAACCUUGUCUGAUCUCCGCUGUGGAGGGAGCUAAUAACGUCGCCAAUCCCGUCGACUCUGACGCCGUUGCCGCCUUUGUACCGGCACAAACACCGGCCCCUGUCCCGGUAGAGUUAAAUGUUGAAGACAAACCUCAGGACUUUCCUCCGGUAACCGAGGAGAUCCUCAAGGCCCUGGAGGCAGCGGUGCACCAACACCGUAUUGGGAGACUGGUGGAGGAACAGGCUAAACAUGAACAGAACCAGGGAGAGGGGAUCCAGGCCAAGCCUCUACCCAACAAGAAGAGCCCUGCAGCUGGGGAGACGGCGGAGAAAGAGACCCCGGCUGGAGAAAAGAACCAGGGAGAGGGGAUCCAGGCCAAGCCUCUACCCAACAAGAAGAGCCCUGCAGCUGGGGAGACAGCGGAGAAAGAGACCCCGGCUGGAGAAAAGAACCAGGGAGAGGGGAUCCAGGCCAAGCCUCUACCCAACAAGAAGAGCCCUGCAGCUGGGGAGACGGCGGAGAAGAAGACCCCGGCUGGAGAAAAGAACCAGGGAGAGGGGAUCCAGGCCAAGCCUGUACCCAACAAGAAAAGCCCUGCAGCUGGGGAGACGGCGGAGAAGAAGACCCCGGCUGGAGAAAAGAACCAGGGCCCGGCUGAGCCAGAGGAGAAGACUGGGGAGAAAGAGACGAAGAAGAAAGAGGAGCCACGCCCAGAGAAGAAGUCACAGCCGGACAAAAAGCAUCCGACACAAGCUAAAAAGACUACCGACACGAAGAAGACACCUUCAGGAUCUGGGCAACCAGACCACAAGAAUGGGAAGACCCAGGCUUCUGGAGGGAGAGGCCGGCGCGGCGACCGCUUUUCCCCAGAAAGGAGAGACUCUUCUAGGCAUAGAAGCAGCCGGGCUCCUUCCGAGGAGGGCUCCCUCCGACAUCGAGACUUGGUAACUCCUCUAGCGCCUCUUCUGGCUCCCGCAGGAGCAGCGGACAGGACGGCAGCCACGCCAAGAAAAAGGGGAGGAAAGAAGAGGAGUAGGAGAGGAGCAAGAGCCACGGCAGAAGCAGUCAAGCGACUCUCUCCUCUAGGAGCAGGUCUAGAGAUAAGUUGCUACGCGGGUGAUGAGUUUACGUCUGACGUCAUCCCCGGUGAAGCCAACUCCUUCUAUCUGGGCCAGUUCAACAUGGACCAGUUUGUUACUGUGGACGAGGUGGAAGGGGAUGAGGCUGAGAACACCGACCCACCGCAGUCAUCCUCAUCUUCGUCACACAAGACUCAAGAUAAGGCCUCGGAAAGUUCAAACCGAUCGUCCAAACGCAAGAGGGGUACCCCAGAUUCCCCAACUCCGAAAUCUAGCCAGGAGCACAAGGAGUCACCCACGUCCUCCUCCUCUACCCCCCCUGCUCAGAAGACUCCACGAAAAGCCGCAGCAAAAAAGGCGGCAGCUAAACCUCAACCACCUGCCACCUCUGGACGCAAGACCAGGUCAUCAGCAACUGUUGUUGUAGCAACCGAAGCCGCAGAAACCCAGGAAGCCGCUGCCGCCGCCGACGACACCACCGGCAUAGCCGAUACGGAGGCGGAGCUUGUUCCCUUGGAGACUCGGUCUCAGUCGGAAGAGGAAGUAGUAGUGGUCACUAAGGGAUGUGGCACGGAGGAUGUAGUACCGUCAUCCCGCCACCAGAUGUCAGUGUUGGACACUGCAGUGACAGACAACAAGGAAGAGAAAAGUGCUGUGUCAGAGAGCGAUAUGGCGACGACAGCUGAAAAACCUCCAGAGGUAGAGGGGAGCGAAGAGACUACCCAGGCUGAAAAAGGUUCCUCGAUUCUGGGUACCGAGGCUCAGAAUGGAGCCUGUCCACUGGAGCUUGGUCUGACCCAUCCGUCUGCCUCAGCCAAGGAGCGAGACCUUCAGAAGGCCCUGGAACUACAAGAGGUGGAGACGGUGUCGGGUCACCAGGUGCCCCGAUCACUUAUCGAUAAAGUUCCUGAUGAUGAUGAUGAUGGUGGUGAUUUCCAGAUACUCGACGAAGCUGUGGACGAUGACACACCUAGAGACGGAGAAGAGGGCAGUCAAGACACUCAAGAACAGUCUGUAUCUCUAUCUCUGGGUUACCAGGCGCCUGCGGCCUCCGAAUCUACAGGUUCCCAGGUGCCUCAAACUACUCUAGAGGAACACAAAGAGAUCUCCGACGACCAACAAGAAUCUGCUUUCCAGAUCCUCGACUCCCUAGAAGACACUGAAGACAACAUGGCCGACUCCUCUCUCGCAGGCCAACGAGGCCGAAGAGAUUCUCUACCCAGAGAGAUGGAAGGGUUCCAGAUACUAGAUUCAGUCGACGAUCAGACGGAAACGACUCAAGCUCUGGACAACCAUACGACUAAAUCUAAAUGUCAGGGAGGCUCCAAGCCUAUAAAGGGGGGCAAGAAGGCACCCCAAAAGAAGGGUAAGAGGGUACCCAAAACUCAAAAGGUGACCAAGACCGCAAUAGGAGAGUCCGAGGGGGGUACCCCGAAAAAGAGUAACCUUGUCACCUUGGAUGAGGUGAGCGAGGAGGAGGAGGCUUACCCAGAUGAUGCCGCCGAUGAGGAAGAACUGAUUAAGAAACAAAAAGUGGUGAAGGAGAAGCAGCGAGAGAAGGAAAGAGGGAAGGAGAGAGAGAAAGGGAGAAGGAGUAGAGAGAAGGAACGGAAGAGGGAGGAGGAGAGAGAGGAGAGGGUCGGAGUGGAUACUGAGGGCUUGGUGACUUUGGAUGAGAUCGGAGAGUAUGAAGGGGCGGACGGGCCUUGCCUGGAGCCACACCCCUUCAGCCAGGAGGAUGAAUCAGGAGACCCCUUCAACCCAGAGAGUCUGGUAACCCUGGAUGAGGCUGGAGGUGAUGGGAAGGAUGAGAUGGAGGAGGAAGAGCAGAACAAGAGUCCUGAACCAGCGCAGAUCCAGCAAGCUGACAACACAGGGUCUCCUGGUGCAGAGGACGACUGCAGGGGCAUGGAGGAUAUCAGGAGAAUGGACUUUGUGACUGUGGAUGAAGUGGGAGAGGAGGAGGAGGAAGAGCAGGCUGUUGCUACAAGGAGAGGAGCCAGGGGGAGGAAGAGGGCCCGACAGACCUCUGCCAGGAAAUCAGUGAAAGCAAAGAAGGUGAGCGUCAAAAACGAGGAAGAAGAGGAGCCUCGGGCAGAUAUUACUCCUCCCACUGACCCAGCUUCCGUUGACGCUCCCUCCUCAUUGCUCCAAGUCGCUGUGACCUCAGAGGUGGACGCCCAACCAGCUGCCUCAGUUCCAGACCUCCAGGAGAAAGAGACGGAGGCUGAUACCCCGGCAGACCAACCCAGCCUGGAGGCCUCCUCAGCUGGGCAGGAGAGGCAGACUGACCCCCCUGAGAACCAGAGUCUGGAGGGGAAACGGGAGACAACAGACAUGACUGUUGGAAAGCCUUGUACCGAGUCCACAACACUACAAGGUAAAGAGAGAACAGAUGAAAUGGACUGAAGUGCAUUAGAUGUGUUCAGUAGUUAAUAUGAGACACCAGCCUCGUCACGUUGAGGGGCCACGUUCCUGUGGAGACCUUUUAUUUUGGAAUCGGCAUCUUUUUCAAAUGUGACCACAGACUGAGUCAGUCAUUUUUCCUUGGCUGGUAUCUGCGGUGUGAUGACCAAGUCCUCCCUGGACGUCCUCCCUGGACGUCCUCCCUGGACGUCCUCCCUGGACGUCCUCCCUGGACGUCCUCCCUGGACGUCCUCCCUGGACGUCCUCCCUGGACGUCCUCCCUGGACGUCCUCCCUGGGCGUCCUCCCUGGGCGUCCUCCCUGGGCGUCCUCCCUGGGCGUCCUCCCUGGGCGUCCUCCCUGGGCGUCCUCCCUGGGCGUCCUCCCUGGGCGUCCUCCCUGGGCGUCCUCCCUGGGCGUCCUCCCUGGGCGUCCUCCCUGGGCGUCCUCCCUGGGCGUCCUCCCUGGGCGUCCUCCCUGGGCGUCCUCUCUGGACGUCCUCCCUGGGCGUCCUCUCUGGACGUCCUCUCUGGGCGUCCUCUCUGGACGUCCUCCCUGGACGUCCUCCCUGGACGUCCCUAAUGCCCACUUGGUCAUGAAGACGUGUGUUUGAUAGGAACAUAAUGACCUCUCUGGACAGGAAUAGAUAGGUGGAUAGGAACAUAAUGACCUCUCUGGACAGGAAUAGAUAGG